Molecule: messenger RNA, 1458 nt
Organism: Rhipicephalus sanguineus (brown dog tick)
Lineage: Eukaryota; Metazoa; Arthropoda; Arachnida; Ixodida; Ixodidae
Exons: 10
Coding region: 76-1458 (460 amino acids)
Source: RefSeq, a predicted model, not a curated record
GUGGGGCCAAGGACGGACAUCUUGCGCGCUUUCAAGCACGGGCCCCGCGACUCCGUCGUGGUCAUUCCCAACUCCAUGGACGACGUCCUGCUCAGGCGGAUUGCACGCGAACUCACUGAAGAGGUUUGCCGAGCUCCAAUGGCCAUCUUGUGUCACGAAUGUCAGCGGUCAUCGGUUCGGCAUGCCUCAGACACCGUCGAGGACUUUCAAGCGCCGCUAACAGUUCGGCACUGGGCCGUGUAUCCAGGACAGUUUGCCGACGUUCCUCGGGUAGUGAACGUGACAUUCGAGUCAUUCCACCUGCUGAUUAAAGUCUGCCUCGACCGCUUUGAUUCGAACGGCACCAAAGUGGCAACGUACAGCGAGCUGUGCCAGGAGACGGGAAGCAAAGUGAAAGCCAUUCGAUACAGCGUGAAGAAAGUAUGUGCUAGCGAGGAAUCUUCAAGCUGUCACUCACUCCAGUUUUCCGUUACGGCGCUACCAAGAAAAGCAGGCGAUCCGUUCUUGGAAUGCACGGACCCUGGUUGCCAGCUUCCUGACCAAACAAAAAUUCUCAUCACUUACGCCAUCGAUUUCGACUCUGGCCAGGACAAAUUCUUUUCCGGAAUAGAAGAACGCGUCAACGUUCCUUUGCCUGCUCCUGACACACCGCAGUCGUUGCAGAGAGGGCUCAGUGUGAAGUGCUCGAAGUACACUCAGUUGAACGGCACUGCUCGUUCAGAAACGGGCCACUACUUAGCGCUGAGCCUGGGCUUCUUUGUCGAGAUUGUCAGGAAGAUUGAGGCGGCGUAUCCAGAAAGGAACCUUUUCGACAUCGCCGCCCUACUGCUCAACUGGUUCACAGUGAGUGACUACGACUUCACCGACGGCAACAAGAUUGGCCGGGACCUGAGCGAGCAGAUGACCUUGGAGUCUUGGCUGAGCCCGUGGCCUCGGGGCUUGGAAGAGCAACCGAUGACGUUCAACAAGAGCAUUCUCACUGAGCGGGAGAUGUGUGCGCUGUUCCUCAUGCUCCACCACUCGUUCCACGAGAACAGAAACAACGACAGCGUCUACACCAUCGAGAAAGGUGUGGCGCAAGUCAGCUGGGAAUCACCGAAGAUCGCAGUGGCUGUGGGCAAAGUUCUGCAGGGCAUCGUGGUCGGCAUGAUCCAAAGGUCGGGGAACCUUACUGACAUUUGGCAAGCGGACGAGCCAGCGAAAGACCCGCGAGUUCCACCUGUAGAUCCUUUGUUGUCCGCUACCAUCGGUGUGGUUCUGGCCGUGUCUUCGGUGGAGAGCUUGCUGCAACGCUACGGUGGAAGCGUCAUCGGCCACGAAGGAGUCUGGCUUGGAGAGUCGUGUCCGGGCGCCUACAGAACGGGAGGGAAGCGACACUGGUGUUCGUACAGCGUGCUACGAGGUGCAAUUGACGGCAGCGACAUUGAGAACGGCCUCUACACUGCGCAGUCACACUAA